Messenger RNA from Pochonia chlamydosporia 170, 552 nucleotides. RefSeq lists its product as hypothetical. Lineage: Eukaryota; Fungi; Ascomycota; Sordariomycetes; Hypocreales; Clavicipitaceae. The transcript has a single exon. Gene Ontology annotation, biological process: negative regulation of protein kinase activity. Bases 1 to 552 code for a protein of 183 amino acids. Gene Ontology annotation, cellular component: nucleolus. Gene Ontology annotation, molecular function: protein kinase inhibitor activity; double-stranded RNA binding; protein kinase binding. The record is from RefSeq and is a predicted model, not a curated record.
AUGUCCGCCCCGGGCCCCGAAUCAAUCCCAACAUCCGCAGACCCUCGCUCCCACCGUCCCACCAAGAAGCGCGCCCUAACACCCACAUCCUCCCAAGCCGCCUCCCUAACCGCGCUCUUCGCCAAACCCGACCAAAACAUCCCGCUGGCCUCGUCGUCGGGCCCGAGACACCACCACAUCCCCGAGAUAUACACCAACGUGCAGGGGUCCUCUGCGGGCGCCGGCUCCGGCGAGUUCCACGUGUACAAGGCGUCCCGGCGGCGCGAGUACGAGCGCCUCAAGGAGAUGGACGAUUCGUUGAGGCGCGAGAAGGAGCAGGAUGAGUUUGAGAAGGGGCGCGUGGAGAGGGCGCGCAGGGACGAGGAGAAGACGAGGAGGAAUAGGGAGAGGAGGGAGAAGAUGAAGGCGAGGAAGGCGAAGAAGGGGAAGGGUACGGGGGUUGCUGAGCGGACGGAUGGGGAGGCUGGUAGGGAGGGGAGGGGGGAGGAGAAGGGUUGUGAGGAGAAGGCUGAGGAGGGGCAUGCUGGGCUUAUAAUUCAUGAUGAUGAUUGA